Molecule: messenger RNA, 2806 nt
Organism: Pseudophryne corroboree (corroboree frog)
Lineage: Eukaryota; Metazoa; Chordata; Amphibia; Anura; Myobatrachidae
Gene: PCSK4
Product: proprotein convertase subtilisin/kexin type 4
Exons: 15
Coding region: 258-2582 (774 amino acids)
Biological process (GO): peptide hormone processing
Cellular component (GO): trans-Golgi network; Golgi membrane
Molecular function (GO): serine-type endopeptidase activity
Source: RefSeq, a predicted model, not a curated record
CGCACCUGUACACACUGCUGCUCCGCCUGUAGUGCCGCUACGUUCAUCCCACGUGUGUUUUACAUAUAUACGUGCUGAUAUUUGUGAGACAUAAGCGAUAAUGAUAUAUAACGCAUACUUUGAGUAACGUAGCCGCAGUGUUCCUUCCCAGUGUAUACCUGAGCUACGGCCGCGUAUUCUUCCGCCCGGGUUAGAAUUCUACACGUGCCCCUGCCCUCUCACUCCGCGCUAUUGCUAUAGUGACGGCGGCUGGUGAGAUGAUGAGAGUUGAAGCGGCCCUGGCCAUGUACCUCAGCCUGCGCUGUGCCCUGGCACUCCGGGUGUACACCAACAGCUGGGCCGUGCAGGUGCGCGGGGGCCCGGAGGAGCCGGAGAGGAUAGCUAGGAAACUUGGCUUUACCAGCAUGGGACAGGUAAUACUUGGCAGCAAUUAUUAUCAUUUUCAGCACCGCGGAAUACGAAGAAAAUCCUUUACUCCUCAUUGGAGCUGGCGUAUCAAGUUGCAAAAGGAACCUGGGGUACACUGGUUCGAGCAGCAAACGCUGAAGAAAAGGAAUAAAAGACAGCUUAGUUUGUUGCCCACAGAUCCCUUGUUCCGUAAACAGUGGUACAUGAACAAUGAUGUCAAUCCUGACUUGAACUUGCUGACAGCUUGGGGUCACGGCUUCACAGGACAAGGUGUGGUGGUGACAAUCCUUGAUGAUGGCCUUGAAAAAGAUCACCCAGAUCUGGCAGCAAAUUUUGAUCCUAUGGCAAGCUAUGACUUCAAUAAUAAUGACCCUGAUCCACAGCCCCGAUACGAUCCAUCUAAUGAGAACCGCCAUGGAACGCGUUGUGCUGGGGUAGUGGCUUCAGUCACUUAUAAUGAUGUCUGUGGUGCAGGAAUUGCUUACAAUGCAAGGAUAGGAGGUGUGCGGAUGCUUGAUGGAAUGAUCACUGAUGUUAUAGAAGCUCGGUCACUAAGCCUAAACUCGCAGCAUAUUCAAAUCUACAGUGCCAGCUGGGGACCGGAAGAUGACGGCAAAACUGUGGAUGGCCCAGGCAUAUUAGCCAUGGAGGCUUUUUAUAGAGGGAUUGUACAUGGACGGGGUGGCCUUGGUUCAAUUUUUGUUUGGGCCUCUGGAAAUGGUGGCAUGCACUAUGAUGACUGUAACUGCGAUGGCUACAGCAAUAGCAUCUACACUGUGUCUGUUGGCAGCACCACAGAGCACGGAGAGGUCCCAUGGUACAGUGAGGCUUGUGCUUCUACACUCACUACCACCUUCAGUAGCAACACCAGAAAGGGCAGACAAAUUGUCACCACUGAUAUACACCACCGCUGCACAGAACACCAUACUGGGACAUCAGCAUCUGCGCCACAAGCAGUUGGAAUAAUUGCUCUCGCACUGGAAGCAAACCCUGCACUAACUUGGAGGGAUGUGCAGCACAUUGUGGUGCGUGCCUCAAGUCCUGCUAAUCUGAUUGCCAAUGACUGGGUUACAAAUGGAGUGGGAAGAAAAGUUAGUCACCAUUAUGGCUAUGGACUUCUGGAUGCUGGACGAGUGGUGGAUCUAGCCCAGAAGUGGGUAACAACACACCCUCAGAGGAGGUGUUUGAUCAGUUUUGUGACCAGUCCUCAGCAAGUGUCCUCAAGUCUUGUAUUAAGUCAGAACAUCAGUUCAUGCACUGGGACACCCAACUAUGUCUUGUCCUUGGAGCAUGUCCAGGCCCAAAUCUCUCUCAGCUAUACCCGUAGGGGUGAUCUUGAAAUCUACCUCACCAGUCCCAUGGGCACUCGUACUGUGCUGGUUGCAUUGAGGCCUUAUGACACCAGCAUAAAAGGGUAUAGCAACUGGACUUUCAUGAGCACACACACCUGGGAUGAAAAUCCACAAGGAAUGUGGACCCUGGAACUGGUGAACAAGGGGAAUUACAAGAACAAUGGACUAUUGUAUAGUUUUGUGCUCCUUCUGUAUGGAACCGAUGAAGUCUUGAUGGCUAGAAAAAUACUGCAGCCUGUGCUAAGUAAAUGUUUAACUUCUGAUCUUAAUGGAACAUGCCUGGAGUGUGAAAGACCAUUUUAUGCCUUUGGACGCCUCUGCCUUUCCUAUUGUCCUCCAAAAUACUUCAAAACCUUACAGCAAGUAAAGACAACAGCGAAAGAGCCACCGAUCUCUCGCACUGCUGUAGCCUGUGCCUCUUGUCACCCUUCCUGCUAUACCUGCAGGGGCCACUCUGCCAAUAACUGCACUGUCUGCCCACCUUUUGCUACGUAUGAUGUACAGGAGCAUUCCUGCUCACAACCUCACUUUCCAAGGACAGAUCUCAGUACUGGUGGCUCAAUGAAAGUCACCCAAAUUGUAAUAGUGGUUGCCAUGGUUAUAGGGAUGGCUGUAUUUCUUCCCUGCCUUAUUUGUUCCCUCUACUGGCUCCUGAAGAGAACUGUGUCCAGACAUUCCAUUCCGAAGACAUCUCAUUCACCUGUAGUUGAAAUGUCCAGUUUACACCCAGUGAAUGAGGAUGAGGAAGCUGCCGAGGUAGCACACAGAUUUCUCUCAUCUACCAAGAGUGAUGGGGAAACUAGCCCCAAGGAUCUACCUUGAGAGAAACUACUGUAACUGGGUUUUAACAUGAAUGAGGUUCACAUUAGUUGGCUGUGGGAUUUGAUUUUGGCUAAUACUGCAUCUACUCACAUGGUGAACCGUGGGAUAUACACUGUAAUGUUACAUUUAUGUAAAACACCAUGCAUCAGUUUCAAGAGCCAUACAAUUAAAGGUUGCAAUUAAUUGUAGCCCAAUAAGAAAUAGAAAUAAAGCUGCAGCACGUA